Messenger RNA from Aphidius gifuensis, 1557 nucleotides. RefSeq names its product mitochondrial GTPase 1. Bases 1 to 963 code for a protein of 320 amino acids. The record is from RefSeq and is a predicted model, not a curated record. Gene Ontology annotation, cellular component: mitochondrion. Lineage: Eukaryota; Metazoa; Arthropoda; Insecta; Hymenoptera; Braconidae. Gene Ontology annotation, molecular function: GTPase activity; GTP binding. The transcript has a single exon.
AUGGCAAAUGUAGGAGGUAAUGUAGCAAAAACAUUUCGUGAUAAAUUUCGUGUUAUUCAUAAAGAAACAGUCCAAUGGUUUCCGGGUCACAUGCGAAAAGGUCUACGUCAAAUGCAACAAAAAUUAAAAAGUAUUGAUUGUAUUAUUGAAGUACAUGAUGCAAGAUUACCAUUAACUGGUCGUCUACAAGAAUUUCGUAAUACAGUUAGUGGUUUAAAACCUCAUAUACUUGUAUUAAAUAAAAUGGAUCUUGCUGAUAUGUCAAAAGAAUCAAUAAUACGUAAAAAAUUAAAAGCCGAGGGUUAUGAUAAAAUAAUAUUUACAAAUUUUAAAGAUCAAACAUGUCAAGGAAUGAAAUCAUUACUUCCAAUAUCUGUUGAAUUAAUUGAACAAUCAAAUCGUUAUAAUCGUAUGACUGAAAUUGAAUAUGUUACAAUGAUUAUUGGUGCACCAAAUGUUGGUAAAUCAUCAUUAAUAAAUCGUUUAAGAAAUAAUUAUUUACAUAAAGGUAAUGCAACUGCUGUUGGUAAUCUUGCUGGUGUAACACGUUCAGUAUUAACUAGAAUUAAAAUUAAUGAAAAACCAUUAGUUUAUUUACUUGAUACACCUGGUAUUUAUACACCAUAUGUUAGAGAUAUUUAUGCUGGUUUAAAACUUGCACUUGUUGGUUCAUUACAAGAUCAUCUUGUUGGACAAGAAAUUAUUGCUGAUUAUUUAUUAUUUUGGUUAAAUAAACAACGUAAAUUUGAGUAUGUUGAAAAACUUGGCUUGAAGGAGCCAAAUGAUAAUAUCAUUGAUGUAUUGGCAAUGGUUGCAUUAAAAAUGGGUAGAGUUAAAAAAAUUAAAAAUUAUGAUGGACAAUAUAUACAACGACCUGAUUUUGUUUAUGCUGCUGAACAUUUUAUAAGAAUAUUUAGAACUGGUGAACUUGGUAGAAUUUGUCUUGAUGAAGAUAUACUUUAAUUGCUAAAUUUACAAUUUUUUCAUGAUUUUUUUUAUUGUAAAUUUUAAAUGAUUAAUAAAUUUGUUUAUAUUAUAUUGAAAACAAAAAAUUUAUUAUUAUUUCGCAUGUGUUUGGAAAUCAUUGGAGAAAUUAUUUAAUUUAAUUUUUUUUUUUUGAAAAUCAUCAGUUGAGAUUGAAUUGAGAUUUUAAAAUAUUUAGAAUUUCUUGAUUGCUUGAGGAAUAAAUGACUCGCCGACUUGUGUUAUUCAAACAAAAAUUUUAUAUUUUCGAAAUAAUUGUGUUAAAAGAAAUCAAACUCAAUUUGUCACUUUUUUACCAAUCGAAAUUAAUUUUUUACAAUAAAUUAUAAUCUUCAAAUCGAAAUCUUUGUUGAUUAAUUAAUUUCAAAUAUAAAAUUAAAUUAUAUAUUAUAUUAUUAAAGUUAUCUUAUUUAUAUUUUUCACAAGGAGAUCUUUGAUAUCCCCACUUUGAAUUUUUCCACCUCUUGAUUUCACCUAGUAAUAACAGUUAUUCGUGACUUUCACAUUACUUAGUAAAUAUUCUUUGACACAAUAACAACGAGUUUAAAAAUUAUCCAAAAAAUAUAAACUAAA